This is a messenger RNA of Vittaforma corneae ATCC 50505, 360 nucleotides long. RefSeq lists its product as uncharacterized. Gene Ontology annotation, cellular component: cytosol. The annotation marks the transcript as partial. NCBI's taxonomy places the organism in Eukaryota, Fungi, Microsporidia, Nosematidae. The record is from RefSeq and is a predicted model, not a curated record. Gene Ontology annotation, molecular function: thymidine kinase activity; ATP binding. The transcript has a single exon. Gene Ontology annotation, biological process: thymidine metabolic process.
AUUUUCAUCGACGAAAUUCAGUUCUUCACCGUUAAUCAAAUUGAACAGCUUCGAGUAAUUUCUAUAAGUCAGAACAUUGAAGUCCAUUGCUACGGGUUGUUAAAUGACUUCAAAACAAACAUAUUUGAAGCCAGCAAGCGACUGUUAGAGCUCUGUGAUGAUUUCAAGCAGAUCAAGACUUACUGUAUGAUGUGUUAUGACAGACCACCAAGAUUGGCAUCACACAACCUUAAAAUAACUAAGUAUGGCGACAGCAUAAAGGCAGUGGUCGAGGGUGAAUCCAUUUGCGUUGGUGGGAUUGAUAUGUACCAUCCGGUUUGCUUUGAAUGCUACUCUAAGAACACAAAGACUUUCACAUGA